UGCCGCCCAGGACUGCUCGUUCGGGCUGAGCCCUUGGACGCCGGGUUUCACCCAAGCGCAACAUGUGAUGCUUGCACCCCCAUCAGGGACGGGGGAUGGGACAGGUGAUUCGGACCUCAUCGGAUCAGCCUUAAGACUCACAAGGAGCCCCCCACUGGCAGCCCCCUAGCUUCCAAGUACCCAGACGCUGCCUGCACAGUGAGAUCUGCCCACGGCGGGGAGGAAGGAGACCUGGAUGCCACCCCCCAGGACAGAGUGAUGCCCAUGAAGGGAAUCCAGCUAUAGGAAUAGAGACCACAGAGCCGAGCAAUCCUGACCACGUGGCACUGCGGCAAGACACCCAGCUCAGCAGCAGCAGGUUCUCGGGGGGAGCCUGGGCCAUGCUGUAGCUCAGCAGAGGAUUUGGCAGACAGAGCCCUGGCCACACAGGUGGAUGCAGAGACCCUGUGGUAGGCGCCAUGAGCAGCACCCUAUCCCCCACGGACUACGACAGCUUGGAGAUCCAGCAGCAGUACAAUGACAUCAACAACCGGUGGGAGCUGGCCGAUGAGGACUGGGACAAUGAGAAUAGCUCAGCACGCCUCUUCGAGCGCUCCCGCAUCAAGGCGCUGGCAGAUGAGCGCGAGGCCGUGCAGAAGAAAACCUUCACCAAAUGGGUGAACUCUCACCUGGCACGUGUGACCUGCCGCAUCGCAGACCUAUACAAUGACCUGCGCGAUGGGCGCAUGCUCAUCCGCCUGCUGGAGGUGCUGUCGGGUGAGCAGCUGCCCAAGCCCACCAAAGGGCGAAUGCGGAUCCACUGCCUGGAGAACGUAGACAAGGCCCUGCAGUUCCUCAAGGAGCAGAAGGUGCAUCUGGAGAAUAUGGGCUCCCAUGACAUCGUCGAUGGCAACCACCGCCUCACGCUGGGCCUCAUCUGGACCAUCAUCCUCCGCUUCCAGAUCCAGGAUAUCAGUGUGGAGACUGAGGAUAACAAGGAGAAGAAAUCGGCCAAGGAUGCCCUGCUGCUCUGGUGCCAGAUGAAGACGGCAGGGUACCAGAAUGUUAACGUUCACAAUUUCACCACCAGCUGGAGGGAUGGCCUGGCCUUCAAUGCGAUUGUCCACAAGCACAGGCCGGACCUUAUAGAUAUUGACACGCUGAAGAAAUGCAAUGCCCACUACAACCUGCAGAAUGCGUUUAACGUAGCGGAGAAGGAGCUGGGGCUGACCAAGCUUUUGGACCCCGAAGAUGUCAACGUGGACCAGCCAGAUGAGAAGUCCAUCAUCACAUAUGUGGCCACCUACUACCACUACUUCUCCAAAAUGAAAGCAUUGGCUGUGGAGGGAAAGCGAAUUGGAAAGGUGCUGGACUAUGCCAUUGAGGCUGACAAGUUGAUCGAGAAGUACGAGACACUGGCUUCUGACCUGCUGCAGUGGAUCGAGCAGACCAUCCUGACACUCAACGACCGUAAGCUGGCCAACUCCCUGAGCGGGGUGCAGAACCAGCUGCAGGCUUUCAACACCUACCGCACUGUCGAGAAGCCCCCCAAGUUCACAGAGAAGGGGAACCUGGAGGUGCUGCUCUUCACCAUCCAGAGCAAGAUGCGCGCCAACAACCAGAAGGUGUAUAUACCGCGCGAGGGCAAGCUAAUCUCUGACAUCAACAAGGCCUGGGAGCGGCUGGAAAAGGCGGAGCAUGAGCGGGAGCUGGCACUGCGCAACGAGCUGAUCCGCCAGGAAAAGCUGGAGCAGCUGGCGGCGCGAUUUGACCGCAAGGCAGCCAUGCGGGAGACGUGGCUGAGUGAGAACCAGCGCCUGGUGUCCCAGGAUAACUUUGGCGUGGACAUCUCGGCGGUGGAGGCGGCAGUGCGGAAGCAUGAGGCCAUUGAGACAGACAUCGUGGCCUACAGUGAGCGCGUGCAGGCCGUGAAUGCUGUGGCCACCGAGCUGGAGGCGGAGCGCUACCACGACAUCAAGCGCGUGCUGGCCCGCAAGAACAACGUGGUGCGGCUGUGGGACUACCUGCGGGAGCUGGUGGCCUCACGCCGUGAGCGCCUGCUCCUCAACCUGGACCUGCAGAAGAUGUUCCAGGACCUGGCUUACCUUAUGGACUGGAUGGAGGAGAUGAAGGGCCGCCUGCAGUCCCAGGACUUUGGGAAGCACCUGCACGGUGUGGAAGACCUGCUGCAGAUCCAUGCGCUGGUGGAAGCCGACAUCGCCGUGCAGGCCGAGCGCAUCAAGGCUGUUGGCACUGCUGCACAGAGGUUCGCCACCCCUGGAGAAGGAUACAAGCCGUGUGAUCCCCAGCUGGUGCAGGAGAGGGUGGACAUGCUAGAGCUGUGCUACCAGGAGCUGGUUGAGCUGGCAGGCAAGCGCCGCGCCAAGCUGGAGGAGUCACGUCGGCUGUGGAAGUUCUUCUGGGACAUGGGUGAGGAGGAGGCCUGGAUCCGGGAGCAGGAGCAGAUCCUGUCGUCGGAUGAUUUCGGCAAGGACCUGACCAGUGUGCUGCGCCUCAUCAGCAAGCACAAUGCCUUCCGUGAUGAGAUGAGCGGCCGCUAUGGACCCCUGCAGCACACCACGGCCCAGGGCCACUGCCUGGUGCGUGAGGGGCACUUUGGGGCACGCGAGGUGGCCGAGCGCAUCCGGGAGAUUGAGGAGCAGUGGCAACACCUGGAGGCGCUGGCAGGCGAGCGGGAGCGGCGCCUGCAUGAAGCCUCCAGCCUCUACCAGUUCCAGGCUGACGCUGACGACAUGGAGGCCUGGCUCAUGGAUGCCCUGCGGCUGGUGUCCAGCCCGGAGGUGGGCCAUGACGAGUACUCUACCCAGAGCCUGGUCAAGAAGCACAAGGACGUGGAAGAGGAGAUCCAGAACCACCGGCCCGCCAUCGCUGCGCUACAUGAGCAGGCCCAGAGUCUGCCACCUGCCUUUGCCCAUACACCCGAGGUGGCAGGGCGCCUGCCCGCUGUGGAACAGCGCUACCAGGAGCUGGCCGCUCUGGCUGAGCGCCGCAAGCAGGAUCUGCAGGAUGCCCUCAACCUCUACAAGAUGUUCAGCGAGGCUGAUGCCUGUGGGCUGUGGAUUGGUGAGAAGGAGCAAUGGCUGCAUGCCAUGGAGAUCCCCGAGAAACUGGAGGACCUGGAGGUGGUGCAGCAGAGGUUUGAGACACUGGAGCCCGAGAUGAAUAACCUGGCUUUGCGCAUCGCGGCCAUCAACCAGAUUGCUGGGCAGCUGCUGAGCACCGACCACCGCAACAAAGAGAGCAUCCAGGCCACGCAGGAGCAGCUCAACACCAGGUGGGAGCGGUUCCGCACUCUGGCCGACCAGAAGAAGGCCGCGCUGACCUCGGCCCUGAACAUCCAGAACUACUACCUGGAGUGCAACGAGACCAAGUCCUGGAUGAGGGAGAAAACCAAGGUGAUUGAGUCGACGCAGGAGCUGGGCAACGACCUGGCGGGCGUCAUGGCGCUGCAGAGGAAGCUGACGGGCAUGGAGCGGGACCUGGAGGCUAUCCAGGGCAAGGUGUUGGACCUGCAGGGGGAGGCGGCCACGCUGGCAGCCGAGCACCCGGGCCAGGCGACGCCCAUCCUAGACCAGCUGGCGGACAUCAAGACUGUGUGGGCCGAGCUGCGUGAGACCAUGCGGCGGCGCGAGGAGUCGCUGGGGGAGGCCAGCAAGCUGCAGGGCUUCCUGCGUGACCUCGACGACUUCCAGGCUUGGCUGUCACGGACACAGACAGCUGUGGCCUCUGAGGACGUGCCAGCCACCCUGGCUGAGGCUGAGCAGCUGCUGAGCCAGCACGAGAGCAUCCGUAAUGAGAUCGAGCACUACAAGGACGACUACCAGAGCAUGCGGGCCAUGGGCCAGGAGGUGACCCAGGGCCAGACCGAUGCCCAGUACAUGUUCCUGCAGCAACGCCUGGAGGCCCUGGACACUGGCUGGAAGGAGCUGGGCCAGAUGUGGGAAAACAGGCAUCACCUGCUGUCCCAGGCCUAUAGCUUCCAGCUCUUCCUGCGGGACACCAAGCAGGUGGAGGGCGUGCUCAGCAACCAGGAGUACGUGCUGUCCCACACUGAGAUGCCCAGCACCCUGCAAGGGGCAGAGGCCUCCAUUAAGAAGCAUGAAGAUUUCAUGACCACCAUGGAGGCCAAUGGGGAGAAGAUCAAGGGGCUGGUGGACGCCGGGCGGAAGCUGAUUGUGGGGGACAGUGUCCAUGCAGACAAAGUCCAGGAGAAGGUUGACUCCAUUGAUGGCAGGCACAAGCGGAAUCGGGAUGCUGCCAACGAGCUGCUUCGGCGGCUGCGGGAUAACCGGGAGUUGCAGCACUUCCUGCAGGACUGCCAGGAGCUCACCCUGUGGAUCAAUGAGAAGAUGCUGACAGCCCAGGACAUGUCCUAUGAUGAGGCCCGCAACCUGCACACCAAGUGGCAGAAGCACCAGGCCUUCACGGCCGAGCUGGCUUCCAACAAGGACUGGCUGGACAAGAUCGAGAAGGAGGGGCAGCAGCUAAUGGCGGAGAAGCCGGAGCUGGAGCCCGUGGUGAAGGAGAAGCUGGACAGCCUCCACCGGCUAUGGGAUGAGCUGGAGUCCACCACCAAGACCAAGGCUCAGUGCCUCUUCGAUGCAAACCGGGCUGAGCUCUUCACCCAGAGCUGCUCUGCCCUGGAGGCCUGGCUGGCCGGGCUGCAGGCCCAGCUCCAGUCUGAUGACUACGGCAAGGAUCUGACCAGUGUCAACAUCCUGCUGAAGAAGCAACAGAUGCUGGAGAACCAGAUGGACGUGCGGGAGAAGGAGGUGGAGGCCAUCCAGUCGCAGGCGCUAGCCCUGAGCCAGGAGGACGCCAACACAGCUGAGGUGGAAGGCAAGUUCCGGGCAGUGGAGGAGAAGUUCCUGGACCUGCGGGGCCCUCUGGAGGAGCGCUGCCACAAGCUGCUGGCCUCCAAGGAGGAGCACCAGUUCAACCGUGACCUGGAGGACGAGAUCCUGUGGGUGAGGGAGCGGAUGCCGAUGGCCAUCUCCACUGACCAUGGCAAGGACCUGCCCACCGUCCAGCUGCUGAUAAAGAAGAACCAGACCCUGCAGAAGGAGAUCCAGGGCCAUGAGCCGCGCGUGGAGGAGCUGCUGGGGCGGCGGGCAGGGCUCGCGCGCUGCGGGCCCGUGGAGCGGGUGGAAGAGCUGCGGGAGGCCUGGCGGGAGCUGGGGCACCAGGCGGAGCUGCGGCACCAGCGCCUGGAGCGGGCACACGCUGCCCAGCAGUUCUACUUCGACGUGGCUGAAGCUGAGGCCUGGAUGGGCGAGCAGGAGCUGCACAUGAUGUCCCAGGAGAAGGCCAAGGACGAGCUGAUUGCCCAGGCCAUGGUGAAGAAGCACCUGGUGAUGGAGCAAGCGCUGGACGACUACGCCCAGACCAUCCACCAGCUCUCCAACCAGAGCCGCGACAUGGUGGCCAGUGAGCACCCAGAGAGUGAGCGGCUCACCCUGCGCCAGGGCCAGGUGGACAAACUGUACGCCAGCCUGAAGGACCUGGCAGAGGAGCGGCGGGGGAAGCUGCAGGAGCACCAGCGCCUCUGCCAGCUUAAGCGCGACGUGGAUGACCUGGAGCAGUGGAUCUCGGAGCGCGAGGUGGUGGCUGCCUCCCACGAGCUGGGGCAGGACUACGAGCAUGUCACUAUGCUGCGGGACAAGUUCCGGGAGUUCUCCCGUGACACCAGUAACAUCGGGCAGGAGCGCGUGGACGCCGUGAACCUGCUGGCGGACGAGCUGAUCUCAUCAGGGCACUCGGAGAACGCCACCAUUGCCGAGUGGAAGGAUGGGCUCAACGAUGCCUGGGCCGACCUGCUGGAGCUCAUCGACACCCGCAGCCAGAUGCUGGCGGCUUCCUACGAGCUGCACCGCUUCUACCACGACGCCCGCCAGACUCUGGCCCAGGUGCAGCACAAGCAGAAGCAGCUGCCUGACGAGGUGGGGCGCGACCUGAACACGGCCGAGGCCAUGCAGCGCAUGCACACAGCCUACGAGCAUGACAUCCAGGCGCUCAGUGCACAGGUGAAACAGGUGCAGGAGGACGCUACGCGGCUGCAGAAGGCUUACGCAGGUGAGAAGGCCGACGACAUCCGGCGGCAUGAGCAGGCCGUGAGCGAGGCCUGGGCCGAGCUGCUGAGCAGCAGCCAAGGCCGCCGGCAGCUGCUGCUUGACACCGUGGACAAGUUCCGCUUCUUCAAGAUGGUGCGAGACCUGAUGCUGUGGAUGGACGGGGUGCACCUGCAGAUAGACGCCCAGGAGAAGCCCAGGGACGUAUCCUCAGCUGACCUGGUCAUCAAGAACCACCAAGGGAUCAAGGCCGAGGUGGAGGCCCGGACGGACAGCUUCAAUUCCUGCAUAGCCAUGGGCACUGCACUGCUGGACAAGGGCCACUACGCUUCUGACAAGAUUUCAGAGAAGCUGUCCCAGCUGCAGGAGCGGCGCAAGGAGAUCGGAGACCGGUGGCAGGAGAAGAUGGACUGGCUGCAGAUUGUUAUGGAGGUGCUGAUGUUCGGGCGCGAUGCCAGCAUGGCUGAGGCCUGGCUGUCCAGCCAGGAGCCCAUCGUGCGCUCAGCCGAGCUGGGCGGGAACGUAGACGAGGUGGAGAACCUCAUCAAGAGGCAUGAGGGCUUCCAGAAGUUGGCCGCUGCCUGGGAGGAGCGCUUCCUGGCACUGGAAAAGCUCACCACGCUGGAGGAGAAGGAGCGGCUGCGGCACGAGGAGGAGGAGAGGAGGAAGAGGCGGCCCCCAACACCACCCGAGCCAGAGCCCGAGGUCACGGUGCAGCCAGUGCUGCUCCUUGACAGCCAGCAGGGGCCAGGACUGAGCAUUGCUGAUGGGACUUCCACUCUGCAGAGCCGUCUCCCGGAGCUGCCUGCUGUGAAUGGGAUCUACCCUGACUCCGAGUCCCCCCAGAUGUCCAAGAUGGCGGAGGUGACAAGCGGCGCCCGGACGGAUGCCCUGGCUGAGGAGAAGGAGCACAGCCCUGCCCCCUCGCCCAAGGCCCGCACCAAGCUGCCGGCACUCACCCCUGAGCCUGCCCAUUCGACCACGCUGCCACUCCGGUCACCAGACCCCACUGCCCAGGAGCACAUGGAGGGGGCACUGUGCCGCAAGCAGGAGAUGGAAGCCCAGGGCAAGAAGGCAGCCAACAGGUCCUGGCAGAACGUGUACUGUGUCCUGCACAAAGGUAGCCUAGGCUUCUACAAAGACGCCAAGAACGCCAGCCAUGGUGUCCCCUACCAUGGCGAGGUGCCCAUCAGCCUGCAGGGGGCGCAGUGCAACGUGGCACUGGACUACAAGAAACGCAAGCAUGUCUUCAAGCUGGGGUUGAGUGACGGCAAAGAGUAUUUAUUCCAGGCCAAGGACGAGGCUGAGAUGAGCACCUGGAUGCGAGUGAUCAAUGCCUCAGUGGCCUGCACCCCGACUCCCCAGCAGGACACGGAGGAUCCGCCCUCACUCACUGGCAAGGGCAUGACACGGGCCGUGAGCAUGCCACCUGUGUCCCCCAACAGCGCCACUGAGGUCUCCGUGGCCCUGCGCAGCAAGGACGGCAAGGAGAAGGACCGAGAAAAGAGAUUCAGCUUCUUCAAGAAGAAGCAAUAGGGUCUGGGGGGCUUGCUACUGGAGGGGCUGCUGGAGGGGCACUGCCCGGCUAUUUAAUCCAUGGAACUGAUGGAAGGACACGGGAUGGGACAAGGGGCUCUGUACAGGGGGGGCAGACUCUGGGCUCCAGAUGGAUCGGAGCAGGGAGUGGAACUCUGGGUCCUGGAUGGGGAUGCUGCAUUUUAGAUCGGUAGCUGUGCUAAUGUGACAGUUUCAACCAACCCUCCCACCCUGGGAGCCGCUGGGGGGAUCCCUGCUGACUCCCCCAUACACUGGGGAAUGCUGGAGUUGCUGGAGUGCAUCAGCCAUGAAGCCAACCUGGGAAAAAACCUCCCUGUGACCUUCUGCACCAGUGCAGGGGAGGAGCAGCAUUAGGGUUACCAGGCUGUGUGGGGAAGGGUAUUUAGGUUGCCAGGACCCAGGCAUGGUGGGGGAGGGGCAUUUGGGCUGAUGCACAUUAGGGGGCAUGUUUGACUUGCCUUGUCCCCUCCUGUCUCUCUGAUCCAUGAACCUUCUCUCCUUGCUGCCCCCCAUCUCCUGGAGCUGCCCGAGUAUGGGGUGGUACAUCUUCCCCCACCCCUUUUCUACAGCUGCUCUACAUUAGCAGAUCCUGUGGCAGGGUCCAUGGUGCAUCCGCACCAUAGUGAGGCCCCCACUCCGUGCCCCCUGCUUUGCAGACAGUCACACCCUCACAGGGAAGCUGCGGCUGAGCUGGACAGGAUGGGGAUGGGAUCAGGUUCCCAGGGCUGGGGCUCUGUCUUUGGAGUGGGGUUAUUUUUGCUUGCAAACAGAAGCAGUACCAGGGAUUCCCUGCGUGAGGAUGCAGACAGCUGUGGCGGUCAGUUCUCUCACCGCCCUUCUCACACUGAGGGCUUUGCUGUCCAAGGUGGGCAUGGGAUUCCCAGAGGGGCUGAGCUCCCCCAAACAAUGGACUUCAGAGCAGGGGGACUCAGUGCUUCUGGCAAUCCAGCACCUAAGAGCUGGAGAAAUUACAAAGGGGGAGCCCUUAUCCUCCUUGAAAGUUGAGGGGGCUGGGCUCCUGGUGUCUCUGGAAAUCUCCCUGCUGUGUGGGGCCUUUGAAUUGAGACAGAGUGUCUCUCACCAAGCAACCCCGCUCGGCUAGCAGAAUCACUGGGUGGGAUCCUCUAGCCAGGGUUACCCGGGGGUGGGCAGAGGUCAGGCUGGAUGCUCAGAAUUGUCUCCUCUGGCCUGUCAAACAGUUGAGCUGAAAAUCCAUCCCCUGUUCAGUAGGUGGCUGCCCCUUUGACUUUCCCAAUGUCCUAACCCCACUGGUCUCCAGUCAUCCAUAGGAUUUCCUGGGGUGAACUGGGGGAAAGAUUCCCUCCUCCCCACCAGUGCCCAAUCUGGUGUCUUUUUCCACCCACCCCUCCCAAGCCCUGGCUGGUUUCCUUUGCCUUUAUCUCCCAGUCUGUGGCCCAGAAAUGAUUUGUGCCUUCCCGCUAUGAGUGAUUGCUCUCUGCCUCCCUGGUCUUCCCUGUCUAAGGAGAAACCGUAUCCCUGCCAGGAUAGGGCACCAUGGCUCCCUCGCCCCUAUGACUGUGAAAUGAGCCAAGUCUCCUCCCUCUGCUGGGGUCCUGGGGACAGGCAGCUUGGAGCUCGAGGGGUGGGCAGGAUUGCAGAACUGGAUGGUGGCGGGGCCUGCUUCCUGCAGCGGGAGGCCUGGAAACAAGAUGUCGCUGCUGCAUUUGGACCAUGACUUCGCUCCUCGCACCCCCUGGCUGGGACACCCCCUGAGCGCAUCCUGGUGAUCUUUCUGUGCUUGUGGGAAACAUUAUUCAUGUGUUUGCAGUGGCAUCUGUUCCAAUUUUUGACAGAAACUCUGAAAUAAAAGAGUCUGUGUAGAGAC
This is a messenger RNA of Chelonia mydas (Green sea turtle), 9471 nucleotides long. RefSeq names its product spectrin beta, non-erythrocytic 2 (gene SPTBN2). NCBI's taxonomy places the organism in Eukaryota, Metazoa, Chordata, Testudines, Cheloniidae. The transcript has 38 exons. Gene Ontology annotation, molecular function: structural constituent of cytoskeleton; actin filament binding; phospholipid binding. Gene Ontology annotation, biological process: actin cytoskeleton organization. Bases 459 to 7604 code for a protein of 2381 amino acids. The record is from RefSeq and is a predicted model, not a curated record. Gene Ontology annotation, cellular component: cell junction; cell projection; spectrin.